Pocillopora meandrina is the source of this 609-nucleotide messenger RNA. The record is from the annotation of a GenBank genome assembly. Lineage: Eukaryota; Metazoa; Cnidaria; Anthozoa; Scleractinia; Pocilloporidae.
AUGAUAGGAGUCAUAUUUUCAAUAACACUUCACAUUUUUCUCUGCACAGUGUUAUCGAAAUCUUGCAGUGACUUGAAGAGGCUCGAUCCCAAGGCGAUAAGUGGAAACUUUUUGAUUGAUCCUAAUGGUGAAGGAGGAUUGACUCCUUACCAUGUCAUCUGUGACAUGAGUGACAAAGACGGAGUGGGUAUGACAGUAAUAAGUCACGACAGCGAGAACAGGACAUUGGUGGACGGAUGUGAGCAUCCGGGCUGUUACUCACGUGACAUUCACUAUAAAGGAGCGACCUUUCCUCAGUUGGCAAGCCUAACCAGAAUUUCCUUAUUUUGUGAGCAGUUCAUAAAGUACGAGUGUCAAGGUUCACUUUUUCAUGAUUGGCUGAACCAAACUCGCAACUGGUGGGUGUCACGUGAUUCUAUGGAUAUGGCUUAUUGGGGGGGGGGAGCAGCACCUGAUAGUGACAAGUGCGCAUGCGGGAUGAAAGGCACGUGUGCAAAAAGGGGUGAUCGUUGUAACUGUGAUAUGAAUGACCGUAAAUGGCGUGAGGACAGUGGUCUCCUUAAUGAAAAGACACAUCUACCAGUUAAACAGUUGCGGUUUGGUGAUGUC